Molecule: messenger RNA, 6649 nt
Organism: Physcomitrium patens
Lineage: Eukaryota; Viridiplantae; Streptophyta; Bryopsida; Funariales; Funariaceae
Source: RefSeq, a predicted model, not a curated record
CAUGGGAUACCAUCAGCGUUGUGUAGUAGUUAGUAAUAUUAUUGAAGAGGGGGUUGAGGUUGCAUUGAGCUCCGCGUCGCAAAAACAGUGGCCAGAGAUCUCAUGGCUUCGCUCGGAGUAGUCGAAUUGAUCGUAAUAAGGUGCGGCUCUUCUUCUUCAGACUCUCCGGGAUCAUUCUCACAUUCACGUCAAUUGCCAUUCUGAACAAGGAUGAUACUUCUUUAGAUUUACUUGUCUACAUUCGAUUGCGGAAAUCGAUGUUAGAGGGAUUGUAGCCGUUGUUGAAUUCCAGGUUAGGUUCUGUAGAGAUUAUGCGUGUGGUUUAUCAGGACUGCUUCGCGAAGGGCAAGAGAAGAGAAAAUUUGGAUUCGAAUGUUAUUCAGAUGUCGAAUGCACAGCGCGGAUCGGCACUACCGGACCUGAAUGAUAAAGAAUUUGCAACUCUCUGCAAUGGAAUCAAUUCCGGGGAUCUUAUGGCUGUGAAAUUGCUUAUAGACAAACCCGGUGUCGACUGGAGUUGUUGUGAUGUCCAGGUUCUGAGGGCGGUUCUGCUCAGCGUGAUUCACUGUCGUCUCAAAGUUCAGGAAACUUUACAAUGAAACAAAUUGCUUUGGUCUUCAUGCUUGUGUUUUUUUUGCAUGACUUGACAGGACUGUUAGCAAUCUUCUACUUUCAUCCAGAAUAUUGAAUUAAUGUGCAUGGUACCAAACAAGUCAUGUGAACCAGCCGGACUCAGGAUGUCAUUGGUUGCUUUCGAAUUGGCGAAUCCAACUAGUGUGGUGCCUCCCAAGCACUUGACUGUGUCGGUUGGAAACUACGGCUGUCAAGUGCACCAAGUUUUGUUAAGCAUGGUCUGUUUCAUGUCAAUCAUGGCUAUUUUUUCCACCAUGCCGGUAGAGAGAAAGAGAGUUCAACUGCAAAAUAGGGUUGCCGAUUUCCAACUACUCUGCUAUUCUCAUAUUUCGUGGGAAUCGGUUCAUAUGUAACAUCAAGUUGAAGAAUCUGAACUAGAGCAUCCGCAGGCCGACGAUUUGGGACACCUAAUGCAAGAUUUUGUGCUGAAGCUACAGAAGUCUGGAAGGGGGGUUGAUUGUCCUUUUGUUCGCAUGUUUCACAGAUUGCUGAGGAAUUUAAGAGAGAACACUCACGCCAAGUGUUUUGGUUCAUGAAGUGCAAUAAUUCGUGCGUGUCUCACCCUGCUGCAUAGGGUAUUUUUGAAUAAGAUUUGAUAAUCAAGAUGGCAGACCCCGAAUCCCCUGGCGUCCCUCUGGAUCCGACUUCUGCAGAAGCGCGGGCAUGGCCGAGAGAAUCUGUGAAACUGAUCGCAUCUUUCGGCCUUGACGGAAGCAGGAGAAAUAAUGUGAUGUACAUUGCUCCUGGAAUUCUUAUUCAUUCUUGUGGCGAUAUUGUCCACUUUCUGGAUCUAAAAACCAUGACAUACAUGUUCCAGCAUAGUGUGGAGGGGAAUGGAAUCGGAUGCGUGGCAGUCCAUCCAAAGAGAACACACUUCUGCGUUUGUGAGAAGGGCGUCUCGCCAAACAUAUACAUCUAUGCAUAUCCUUCUAUGGAGCUUUACAAGACGCUGGUUGACGGAACAGAACGAUAUUUUUCAGGAGCCAGUUUUAAUUUCGAUGGUACCCAAUUGGCCACAGUGGGAGCUCACCCAGAUUAUCUGCUCACGGUUUGGGAUUGGGAGAACGAGUUGAUGAUUUUACGAUCGAAGGCAUUUUCACAAGAAGUCUUUAAAGUUGACUUCUCAAGAUACUUUAAGGGGCAGCUUUUGACAUCAGGAGUGGGGCAUGCCCGAUUCUGGAAGAUGGCAUCUACUUUCACUGGCUUGAAGUUAGAGGGUGCCAUAGCGAAAUUCGGAACAGUCCCAAUCAGUGACAUUGCAGCUUACUUCGAGUUGCGAAACAGCAAGGUUGUCACAGGUACAGAAAUGGGCACUGUUCUAGUUUGGGAUGAUGCACUCGUCAAAUGUCAACUCAAAAGGCCAGGUGGAGAUGAAGUGUAUUGCCAUCAAGGAAUGAUUGAAUAUUUGGUGUUAGACGAGGACGCUCGGUUCAUGAUCACUGCUGCUGCUGAUGGAUACAUUCGAUUCUGGGACCUUGACUGGCUGGAAGCAGCAAAUGAUGGAGAUGACAAACUUGUGUGCGAGAUUGUUCCUACCAAAGAGGUGCUUGUGGAUCCCCUGUGCCGUAUCAAGGGCAUCGUUGUUGAAAAGGACCACUGGAUCAUACAGGAUGAGGGUGGAGCACUAUGGAGAUCUGACCUACCUUCAUUCAAAAUGACGAGAUUACUCGAAUUUCAUGCAGGUCCUAUUGUAGGGCUUGUAAGCUCACCUAUUAGUCAUGAAAUGGCAUCUGCUGGAUCUGAUGGCACAGUCCGAUUUUACAAUUUCAAGAGUAGGACGGAGGAGUUUAAAAGAAGAUUCACCGUAGCAUGCACUGUGAUUAUAUGGCUGCCUUUGGUAGUGGAUCCUUGCGGACAGUCAAUAGUUGUUGGUUUUGCGGAUGGCAUUAUUCGAAUUUUGCAGCGAAAUAAGAACAAAUGGAGGCUCUCUGUUGCGGUCAAACCUCACAAGGUGGGUGUGACAGGCCUGGCUUGCUCGGGUGACGGACAAGUGUUAGCCAGCACCUCCUUAGACGGCAGUGUUUUCUUCUUUCACUGUCCAAAUUCAUUUCGGCCGCUUGGGUACACUACCGUACCAGGUUCAAUUACAUGCUUGGAUUGGUCUCCUAACUCACAGAUACUUCUCGUUGGUUGUUCUAAUGGAAUGAUCAAGAAAAUUUCCAGACCUGAUACCAAUAAUGAUACAACCAAGUCAUUUGAAUUGAAGGAUUUGACCAUCACCGACCUCAGCUUCAUUCGUCCGAAAAUUCCGAAGAAGAUUCCACCUAGGCCACGGACUCCUCCCUCUCCUCCACCACCAGCCUCUAAGGGAGAUGGAGAAGAAGCGAAAGGUGAAACUCGUGCAGAAAGCGAAGCUCUCAAGGACGGGGUAUCAACUGCCGAAGUGGAAUCACUAGGGGACCCCGCGGUUCCUCUGGAGAUUCCACUUGAGCCCCUUCCAAGGAUUCCCACACAUCCACCAGAGCCCAUUGAAUUGGAUGACCCUUCAGGCACUACUUAUCCAAUUCGUUCCAUUUUUUACUCCAACGGCAAUUUGAACAGCUUCUAUGUUUCGACCGAGGGGAUGGCAACUGGUUUUCUAUUUGAAUGCCACAGUGAGGCUGGAGAGGUGAUGGGUUGGACUCAUUGGAGUAAAAAACCAAUCAAAACUAUCAGGAUGACGCACUCGCGGAAAUAUUUUGUGUCUGGCUCUGAUAACGGUGUGGUCCGUAUUCAAAUGGCUCCUCUGCCGGGCCAACUAAUGGGAAAUGAUGACGACUCGAAAUAUUGGGAGGCUGGUUUGCAUGAUGCCUUCUACGGUGUCGUCACUGGAGCAGCGCUGAGUUUUGAUGAUCAGUAUUUGGCAAGUGUAUCGGAGGAUGGUAGCUUCUUCAUACACACGAUCCACUUUAUCGACGAAAAACCAGCUGCACCCGAACCAUUUCCUCCAACAAUUCCUGAUGGCGAUGUCGAGGAUGUUCCGGGAUACAUGCUAAGUAUUGAAGAAUGGAGGCGAAAAGCGGAGCAGGAUGAAAUAGACCGGCUAGCGAAGGAGGCAAAGAUGAAGCUUAUUACUCAGUUAGAAGUCAUUCGGAAUCAGGUUGCCGUUCUAUUAGAGGAAAACGGAGCAAAAGAACGCAACCAGCAACUAGCGCUGGAGGAUUUUGUGAUCGAUUUUCGUCUUUUUAAGAGGCUUGAGGAGGACACAAUAGCAGAGCUGGAGCAAGCCCGCAAAGAGCUUCAGUGGGAUUCUGAGAAGAGAAACGUGGGCCUUCGCAAACUAAGGUCGUUUUUCCUCGAUCCUAUUGAGGUAGAACACAUCGUAAUACAUGCCUUCGCCUCGGUAUCACAGACCUCAACCUUUAGAGUUCUGAAGUUAACAGAUGAAUUUAAGAUAGCUCUCAAUGAGGCCAGACGUCAGGGAUGGAUGGGGAAGAGAUCGUCAGUUUCUGACGCGCAGCGGAAACAGACUAUAAGACAAGAUGCGCUGAAGAAGAAAAAGAAGAGGGACGAGGAAAGUGCAGAUGAACCGGGUAUUACCAAGCUGGAAUACAGGCGGCGUUUGUUGAAACAACGAAUAAGAGAGUGGGAUGAUUUUCUUAAGACAAAACCUGACUUGACUUGGGUUGCUGAUGAAGAUGUUGAGGCACUUGAUCGGGCAGUUAAUAGCAAAGGUGAUUUCAAGUUGAAGACGAAUCCAGGAUACGUGGUUCCAGAUGAUCAGUACACAAACGAGAAAUUGAAACGAAAUGAAAUUGUACUCUUUCAAGAAGCUGUUCAUGGUGUUAAGAUGAAUUUCAAUAAUCAGUUCUUUGUUCUUCGUCAAAAAAAGAAGGAACUUCGGGUAGUUUUGCUACUGAAGCAGAACCGCGUUAUGGAGAUUAACAAAUUACUUGAUUCAAAAGAUCCUCUUGUUCCUGUACCUGAUUUCAAAAGAGAAGAGCAGCCAGAAGUACGAGAAAUCGUCAAACAAGAAGACCGAGAUGCACACGAAGCAAAAAUAGCUGCUGCGACUGCAGCCGCAUUAGCAGCAGAAGGCAAGAGCAAAGAAGGCGGUGGCUUAGGCGUUAUGACAGCUGGUCCCAAGAAAACGGCCGAAGACCCAAAACCAGAUCCCGUUGUUGGGACGCAGAGACUGGAUCCCAAAUCUCAAACGAAACCGAAAGGCAAACUCAGAAGGAAAGCAGAACCACCGAAGAUAAUUCUAUCUCCAUUGGAGGAAAGUGAAAAGGAGGCAAAUCACAUAAGGCUCCGACAUGAAAAAUCAAAGUUGGAAUCAGAGAUGAGAAAAAUCAUUACCGAAUUUGAUGAUGAAUUAGAGAGGCUGCGGCAGGAAAAAUAUCGUCUUGAGGUCAACAUGAAGUGCGCUGAUUUAAAAGCGCUUGUCAUGUAUGAGGAGUUAAAAAUUCUCCGGAAACUGCAAACCCACGAGGACGCUUUAGACAUGCGUUGCCAGGCGAAACUUGCAGAGGAUGCUGAUAUUGUGGUAAAACUGGCCGAACACGAUUUGGUGGUGGAUGCUGCUCAAGAAGAGGUUCAAGAACUUACAGAGCAAAGGGAUAAGCUCUUUGCGAUGUGGAUGCAAACAAACCCACCUCCGGAUCUUAACCCAGCUCACGGUGAACUUCACCGAAUGUACAUUAAAAAAAUGCGACGGCCCAAGAAACCCAAGGAAAACCCUGACGAUGAGACUGAAGAAUCAGAUCUGGACGAAGUAGCUGACGACGACGAAGAGGAAUACGAGGAUGAGGAUUUCGUAGAGCUGUGUCCUGGGAAUGGGGACCCUGCGCUAUACAAGAGGAUGGUUGCUAUGCGAGAUAGACGUUGUUUUCUCGAUUAUGCGAUUAUUGACCAGGGCAAGAUUGUUGAUGCUUUGUUGAAGGAAAAAGGACAAAUUAUAAAGAAAAAGAAGGCAGUAGCGAGCCAGCUCAAUGGCAUUGAGUCAGAAAUCGUGAAAUUUCAGACUCUAAAACAAACGUCACUGAACAAUGUGGAAGUUGGGCUUACGCUAAAAAUGAACCAGGUUGAGUAUAUGGAGAAUGGUAGAUUGCCUGAAGAUCUCUCUAGAGCCCUUGUAUUUGCGUUGAAAGAAGAACAAGGAUUGAUUGACAGACUUCGCGCGCAUGGCGAGAGGAAGAAGUCUUUGAAGAAGCUGCACAAAGAGUUGAAAAAGAUGCAUGCCGACCUGCAAAGAGAGAGACGGGCUCAAGAGAAGAAAACGAAACAGACCGAGGCAAAAUACGUGGAAAGCCAAAUGUUGAAGUUUGGCGAGACUCUUGUGGACGAAACGUUGAAUAUUAUCAUGAUCAAGAAAGAUCUGCAAUUCCUGAGAGAUAAAUUGCGGAACCAGGAGGUCGGGCUCAUACGUGAGCUGUCAGUGUGGCACCGGAGGAUAGAAAGAGCCACGGACCAAUUGCGAAGUCUGACGAAGGAGAACGCUGCAAUCCUUCACAUUGUUGCUGACCUCAAAGAACAGAUGCAAUCAAUUCAUUUUGACAUGACGUGCAGGGCAGCAACCACCUACACGGACUCUCUUCUAGAAAAGCAAAAGGCCGAAUCUGACCAGAACAUUCUCUCCAUUAAAAUUACCAAGCAAGAUGAGAUGAUCCAAGAACUUAAGAAAUCAAUCACUAGAACGAAGACUGUGUUGCCCAAAGUGUACCCCUGCGAUCGUGAACAGGCCAGAUAAAUGCAAAGACAAGAAAGUCAUAAACAUGGUCGUUUCAAAAACUGAUAUCACUAGAAAUGAGGUUGAACUUGAAAGCUGAGGUAACAUGUCUUCAUUCGUGCAACAUAUAUUCAAGGUCUGCCUAAACGUACUUCAAAAAAGCCACUUCUUGAAAAAAAACCAAGCAAAUAGAGUUGUGAAGGCAUUGCAACCUAAUUAGCUUAAAAUAUUGAAAUUCUUGCACAUUAGGUAUUAAAAAUGUAUGAAAAUAAAAAUACGUACAAUGUGAAAAGAACCAAUAUGCUCUACAAUUGUAGGUUGUUUCAUACAUCAUCUACUAGAAGGGAAAAUGGUUUCAAGUUUGAUUGA